CUGCGGCCGAAGUUCCAUGAUUUUUAUUGUAGUUCUAUAGAGGGUAAAAGGAAGACGAGAAGACAUCCAUACUGAUAUAUUGUCUCUGAUGGGAGACAUUCAGCCAGUUAUUGCUAACUACUGUUGAUGAAGUCAGCCUUAGGAGUGGGGAGGAUAUAAACAGAGCGACUCGAGACUGUUCUACCUUAAAAUCGAAAUUUACUUGGAAGCAAAAACAGACUGGGACAUCUCGUUAGUUUACCAGUUGAAUAUAUCAGACAAACGUUGUAAAGGACAGAAAAAAAAUCCUCAAUAUGAAGGAAAGCGCAUUCUCUCUGACCCUGGCAAUUAUGUUGUUUGUGUGUGUGUCCGAAGCCUGGCUGACGAGGUACAGCAACAGGGCGGCGACCAGAGACUGGAAGGAUAUCCAGCUGGAUGAGUUGUGCAGUAAGACGGGAGAGGAUUGUUUACAGUCAAAUAAUUGCUGCUCCGAGUCAGAUGUCUGUUUGCUUGACAGAAAAUCCUCCUUUUUGUCGGGAAGAAGAGUGGGGUACUGCAGAAAUAGUAAUAUGUUCAAAUUGACGGAUCUCCCUAUCAAAUAUAAAGGAGCGGAGUGUGACACCAGCGCCGAGUGUGACGACUUAUGUUGUCGAAUCAUCCCACGCCAUAUUUAUGGCACAUCUCAGGAAUGUGGAACCAAGGAGGGGUUCAUGUGUGUCUGAGACAGCUCUAAAGGAGUACUUUACUUACCUGCUAUCUACUCAGUAUAUCUAUCACUACAAAUAUUUCGUUUUACUAGGUGUGAACUGUGGGUUGCAACCUAUACAGCUCUUAAGAUUAUUACACCUGGAUUUUUACAAUAACUCUGGUAUUUAAGAUAAUUUACUUAUAGUAGAAAUCUAUUCUAUCUUUACCUACUUAAUCUUUACUUAUGUCCGUUACUAUUUGGCAUUCCUUGUCUGGUUGCUAUAAGUCCGUGUCUGUAAUAAAUAUAAUGCCCUUUCCUGUGAAAAGUAUCUACACCUUAAUCUGUUUAUAUUACCCAACAGGUCUGCCAUAAUCCAAAUCCUCUUUUAUGAAGUCUUUGUUUUCUCUCAUUCAACCUCUCGUCUGUGGUUGUCAUUCCCAUCCAACAUGUGUUUUAUAUCCCCCUCCUUCCUAUGAUUGUCAUCUCCCCUCACCUGUGGCUUUUACUACCCCCUCCCCACACAUACCCACACUUACCUAUGAUGAUUUGCAUUUGCUACUUCCAUGUCCAGUGGUUGUCAUCCAUCCUCACCUGUGAUGACAGCACGUGUCACACCUGUGCUCAUUUGACAUGGUAUCGGGAAUUAAAAAAUGGUAAAAAUAAAAUAAAAAUAAAAACUACCUUAAAUGGUAAUCACAACUGAUGUAUGUAAGCCUUAUGAUUGAUUGGUAGUUAAAAUCCAUGUGUACGUAUGCAUCAUUCUUCCUGAAGCAGUAGGGAAUUUUGGUGAUUUGACAGAUGGUUGAUGCUCAUAGAUUGAUUGUUUAAUUAAUUAAAAGUUGGUAAGUGAAAUAAAGGAUACAUCAUAACAGGAUAUACUUGAAUACAUUUUUCUGUCACGGUUUCAAAAAUAUAGGCCAACGACAACCGGAUGUUGCAUAUAUUAAACAUAUGCAUGGUUUUCUAAAUGAAAAUAUCUAAUAUAUGGCUAUGUAUUCAUAGAUCUUCUUUUUCACUUAAUAAAUCUAAAUAUAAACUUACA
Messenger RNA from Pecten maximus, 1709 nucleotides. RefSeq lists its product as uncharacterized. Bases 294 to 701 code for a protein of 135 amino acids. The transcript is spliced from 4 exons. The record is from RefSeq and is a predicted model, not a curated record. NCBI's taxonomy places the organism in Eukaryota, Metazoa, Mollusca, Bivalvia, Pectinida, Pectinidae.